UCUACGUAAGACGUUUCUGUGUCCACCUUUUACUAGCUGGCUUUCCCUGAUCAUGUUUAGAGCUGCCGUCCGACUUUCUGUCUCCGGUGUCCGGAGUCUUACCCAUACGCGCCGUGGGUGCCAAGCUCCUCUAGCCUUAAGAUGUUAUUCACAUGGGAAGCAGGAGACGGAUGAAGAGUUCGAUGCCCGCUGGGUAACCUAUUUUAACAAGCCAGAUAUUGAUGCAUGGGAACUGAGAAAAGGGAUGAACACAUUGAUCGGGUAUGAUUUGGUACCUGAGGCAAAGAUACUUGAAGCAGCGUUGAGAGCUUGUCGAAGAUUAAAUGACUUGGCUAGUGCCAUUCGAAUCUUGGAAGCUGUCAAGGACAAAGCUGGUCCCCAUAAAGAAAUCUAUCCAUACCUGAUUCAAGAGCUGCGGCCUACACUAGAGGAGCUUGGGAUCUCCACUCCCGAGGAGCUUGGCAUAGACAAAAUAUAAAGACUUCUGACAACAGUGGGAAUACCCGGACAUGGAAAACCUGUGCUUAAAUCUCUGCCUCAUGUAAUAUGUUUUGUGAUAUUUAAUUUCCCCCAUUAUUGGGUUCUUUUGCUUGUAAAUUUUUAAUGAACCUAAUAAAAGAGAAAAAUGUUUUGUGUGUGUAACACAAGAGUUUUGAGAUAAUUGUGGAGUUGAUUCAAUCUCAAAAUUUCCUCAUGCAGUAAUAUGUAUUGCUGGAAGCAACAAUCCUCAAGAUCAUUUUCUUUAACCUACUAACACCUAAGGUGAUAUGUGGUAAUUGCAGUGAUGUGAGAGCCCUCCAUAUCCCCGCGAUCCAUUUGAAAUGAAGGAGCAACCACUGCUGUUGGCUCAGCACCUUCCCCACCACCAAACUAAAAAGCAUAGUUGAAUCUGGGUUUUAGCUAUCAAUGUUGCAAUAUCAGUCUGUAAAGGCCUUUGAUGAGUUCACUUUGCCAUAUGUGUUUGCAAGGUACAACAACAUUGCUGCCUCUUCAAACUUUACACUUCUCUGUUUGAAAUACUAUUUGUCAUAUCUUUUUCUCAGUACCGUUCCACUCAGCAAAAACCACUGAAAUGUACAAAAGCGUUCCAUGAGUUGGAUAUUUGCAGAUUAACUGUCGCGUUAACUACACCUGUGAGAAAGCAUCAAAAAGACUUUUGUUUGCAUGUGAAUCUUAAGGAUUGUAGCUUUGAGAGUACCACAGAUUACAUGACAACUGCAACUGCCCAAUGGCUUAAAUGCAGAGAACAAAUUCAUUGUAAGAAUACAAUUUGUUGUAAGAAUACAAUGUCAAAUAAAGUGGGUUUCGUCAUGGAUGUCCUGGGCAUGCCCUCUUGUGAGGCUCAUGGUAUACCACCACCAGAGAGCAGCAUUUAUGUAUGAAUGUAAAGCUAAUUCAUUUACUGUACAUUGUUCAGAAAACACUUUUUUAAUUUCAGGGAAACAUGCUAGCAAAAUAAACUUGUUUAAGUGAUACAUGGUUUGACAUUUUAUUAUCACAUUCUACCAUUAACACUUGCUUUGUUGAUAUGAGCAAAUAAUUUCUAAGCUUGCCUGUCAAGUGUUUCACAGGCAGAGCAAUAGGACAGCUGGGUAUAUCAAUUGAAUGCAUUGUUUUUUUCCAAAAAUGUUCUUAAGGCAGCUUUUCAAAGUAAUUGAAUACUUCGUAAAGCUUAAAGGACACUAAUAGGAAAAAAAAACUUUUUUUCUGUUUAUAUGUUUUUGUGUCAUUUUGAAUCAGAGGCAAUCAUUUCAAUCAUUAAAAGCUGUGCCCAAAUGUAAUGGAAGUAAAGAAAUCACUAUGAUUGGAU
Lampris incognitus (smalleye Pacific opah) is the source of this 1810-nucleotide messenger RNA. Its product is annotated as cytochrome c oxidase subunit 5A, mitochondrial-like. Bases 53 to 478 code for a protein of 141 amino acids. Lineage: Eukaryota; Metazoa; Chordata; Actinopteri; Lampriformes; Lampridae. The transcript is spliced from 5 exons. Gene Ontology annotation, biological process: mitochondrial electron transport, cytochrome c to oxygen. Gene Ontology annotation, cellular component: mitochondrial inner membrane. The record is from RefSeq and is a predicted model, not a curated record.